Molecule: messenger RNA, 288 nt
Organism: Dibothriocephalus latus
Lineage: Eukaryota; Metazoa; Platyhelminthes; Cestoda; Diphyllobothriidea; Diphyllobothriidae
Source: the annotation of a GenBank genome assembly
AACACUGGCUAUGGAGCUCAGGGCGGUGGCCAACAGCUCGCCUCCCCGGGCAGUUGUCUCCCGAUCUUCCGCUCGCACAUGUUCAUUGAGUGCACCGCCAAGGGCAUGUGCGGAUUUUUCGAGGAACACAAACACUUCUGGCUCCGCGUGAUGCCCAGCAAGAUGGAUGAUCACAUGUUCGGCAUGGUGAUGGGCCAGGUAAUAAAGGUGCGACAGAGCCAAGACUCGGUCGGCAAGUGCAUCGUCUGUAUGCGGACAAAACCACUGCGCAAUUACUUCCUACUUUGA